AUGCUAUCGCAACUUUUCGUUCUGUUGUACUUGUGUCUAUCAUGGCCCAUAGCCGUGUCUGCCGUCAGUACAGCUAAACUUGCUGAACUGCGGAACGCCACCACACAGGUCUUCCAUCAUGGCUGGGACAACUACAUGCGCGUUGCGUUUCCAGAGGACGAGUUACGCCCGAUUUCCUGCACUCCGUUAACGCGCGAUCCCCUGAACCCCGGAAACUACGAUCUCAACGAUGUUCUUGGGAACUACUCCCUUACCCUUAUCGACAGUCUAUCGACCUUAGCGAUCCUUGCAGGAACACCAUCCGACCAGAGCACUGCUAUAUGGGCGUUGCAGGAAUUUCAGCAAAGUGUGGCAACAUUCGUAGAGUAUUACGGUGAUGGCAGACAUGGCCCCUCUGGAGAAGGACUAAGGGCUCGAGGCUUCGAUCUUGACAGUAAGGUUCAAGUGUUUGAGACCGUCAUCCGGGGAGUAGGUGGCUUACUCAGUGCACAUUUGUUUGCCACUGGGGAGUUGCCUAUACCAGGUUACAGCCCAGGACAUAUCGACCACGAUGCCGAAGACGCGGACCCGCUGGAGCUGCCACCGAUAGCAUGGCCAAACGGGUUCAAGUACGACGGCCAACUACUCAGACUAGCAUUAGAUCUGGCAGAGCGGCUUCUGCCUGCCUUCUACACAAAAACAGGGCUGCCUUAUCCAAGAGUCAAUCUGCGACAUGGCAUUCCCUUCUACGUCAACUCACCUCUACACAAGGUCUCGCGCGAUGACCCCGAUUCUCCACGAGCUUCAAAUGAAAAGACAGACACCUGCAGUGCCGGCGCAGGAAGCCUUGUUUUGGAGUUUACUGUUUUGAGCCGUCUCACUGACGACCCAAGAUUCGAACAAUUAGCUAAAAGAGCUUUUUGGGCAGUUUGGAAAGGGAAAAGCGAGAUUGGCCUCGUUGGGAAUGCCAUUGACCCUGAAAAGGGCGAAUGGGUUAGCUUCGACUCCGGUAUUGGGGCUGGUAUCGACAGCUUCUUCGAAUAUGCCCUGAAGAGCCAUAUCCUGCUCUCUGGUCAUGAUCUGCCCAACAUCACAACACGAAAACCGCCGCUGGAUCGACAGUGGCUGGACCCAAACACCAUCCACGACAUACCUCUGACACCCGAGGAAAACUCCGCAGGGGCAUUUCUGGAGGCCUGGCAUCACGCUCAUGCGGCGAUAAAGCGCCACUUGUACAAUGAUGCCCAUCAUCCAUACUACAUGACUGGGCAUAGAACCCGUGGAUACGCUUUCACGAGUUGGAUCGACAGCCUGGCAGCAUUUUAUCCUGGUCUUCUUGCAAUGGCUGGUGAAGUGAAGGAGGCUGAGGAGGCCAACCUGCUAUAUACCGCGCUUUGGACGCGUUACGGAGCUCUCCCAGAGCGGUGGUCGGUUCGCGAGAGACAGGUUGAUUCCGGCAUUGGAUGGUGGCCUGGUCGACCCGAAUUUAUUGAGUCGAACUAUUACUUGUAUCGUGCCACCAAUGACCCUUGGUAUGUACAUGUUGGAGAGAUGGUUCUUAACGACAUCAAGCGACUGUGCUAUACAAGAUGCGGUUGGUCAGGCCUUCAAAAUGUCGAUACCGGCGAGAAGGCCGAUCGCAUGCAGAGCUUCUUCCUGGGUGAGACCACCAAAUACCUCUACCUGCUCUUUGACCCGGAUCACCCCCUGAACAAGUUGGAUGCGGCUUAUGUUUUCACAACUGAAGCACACCCACUUAUCAUUCCUCGACGAAGACGAAGGAUGAAAAAGAAUCAGCAGCCUCCCCCAAAAGUCAAGGAGAUUGACGUCUACUACGACGAAAACUUUACAAACAUCUGCCCAGCUCCUGUGAAGCAGGUGCCACUGACCGGUUCGGUUCUUGCUGCCCGAACAGAUGUUUUCCAUGCCGCAAGUUUCGUCAACCUCCACACCAUCUCUAAUCCGCACAGCGGCGUGGAAACUGUUCCCGCAGCCAAAGGGAGCAACGGUUCUGUGUCGCGGUACAAGGCAAACCACACAUUCUUCCCUUGGACGCUUCCCCAGUCGCUGAUACCUGAGAAUGGCACUUGUGCGGCGUUGCCUUUCAAGCCCACACUGAUCAUUGAGUUCCCAUCUAGCGUUCAGCAAGGUAGUGUGGGCAGUGCAUUCAAUAAUCUUUUCGCCAACACUGCCGCCUUCAAAACCCAAGUAGGCGUCAGGAUAGCCGCUUUGAAUGGGUUGAAAAUUCACUUCGUCCGGGAGGAUUCAUAUGACAGCGCCUAUGACCAUACUUGGCGGGUAACGCAGGUCAAUCAUAUGCCGCUCGGACGUGACGAGCCGGUUCACAUCGAUGCUGAUCUGUUGAACGGAAUCUCUGACCCUUUGUUCAACCGCGUACGAUAUAACGGCUUCGUCGAGCUGAUUAUGGUGCACGGGGAGUCGAGUAUACGCAAUGCCAGCGAGCCAGUGCCGGCCGAAGGGUUGGAGAUCGGUAUCGAUGAUUUCGAGAACCAAGUACAACUGACCGAAGAGGCCAAAUCCGAAUUGCAGGAGGACCAAGCUUCGUCUAAGAGCAUGAACACGGCUUACAGGUCCAUGCUCAAGUCGAUGAUUCGCGCCGUUACAUCGGUUUUCGAUCCUACCUAUACUCCAGCGCCUCGUCCCAAGGCUAACGAAAUGAAGUUCUACGUCGAGAGCUACAUGGGGUCUCUGUCGGUGGGCAAAGGCGCUGUCCCACUUCCUGACACACCAGAUGCCUCUAUACCCACGGAAGAUGAACCGCCGAAUCUUGCUUGGCGGACCGUCUACCUCGCUGGCUAUGGGUGUGACAGCCGAUUGCCUGACGAGGCCCCCCGCCAGCAUCAGGUUAUCGUAAUGCGCCGAGGCGGCUGUUCUUUUAGUGAGAAGCUAGCCAAUAUUCCCUCGUACACACCCUCUCCACGUGCGUUGCAACUCGUCAUCAUUAUCGACGAGACGGAGCUCGAUAACAAUUAUGUCUACAGUGCCCCGGACUUGUGGGAAUAUGAGCUUGUCAAGCCCCAUCUGGAUGUUGAACAGACAACACCGGCAGGUAUGCGACGGCCACACCCCAUUGCCAUGGUAAUGAUCCGUGGAGGUGGAACGGAUGCAUAUGAGAAGUUCGGAAAUGCUCUUGGCGUAGGUGUACGGAGGAAGUACCUCAUCGAGACACAAGGGCGAAGAGUUGAUAACAUCAUUGUCCUGUAA
Messenger RNA from Colletotrichum truncatum, 3204 nucleotides. Its product is annotated as ER glycosyl hydrolase. Gene Ontology annotation, biological process: endoplasmic reticulum mannose trimming; mannose trimming involved in glycoprotein ERAD pathway; carbohydrate metabolic process. Gene Ontology annotation, molecular function: mannosyl-oligosaccharide 1,2-alpha-mannosidase activity; calcium ion binding. Gene Ontology annotation, cellular component: membrane; endoplasmic reticulum. The record is from RefSeq and is a predicted model, not a curated record. NCBI's taxonomy places the organism in Eukaryota, Fungi, Ascomycota, Sordariomycetes, Glomerellales, Glomerellaceae.